AUGGAAGCCAAAGAAGAUUAUACCCAAGAUGCCACCGUUGAUUUCCGUGGCCAACCUGCACUUUCAUCUCAAACUGGCAAAUGGAAGGCUUGUGCUUUUCUUGUUGGGUAUGAAGCAUUUGAAAGGAUGGCCUUCUAUGGAGUGGCUUCCAACUUGGUGAAUUACCUUACAACCCAACUUCAUGAAGACACAGUUUCAUCAGUGAGGAAUGUGAAUAACUGGUCAGGAUCUGUGUGGAUAACGCCAAUUCUUGGAGCUUGCAUAGCAGAUUCUUACUUGGGUCGCUUCUGGACUUUCACUCUCUCAUCUCUCAUUUAUGUCUUGGGUAUGACUCUUCUCACGGUAGCAGUGUCACUGAAGAGCUUGAGGCCAACAUGCACCAAUGGCAUCUGCAACAAGGCUUCAACCUCACAGAUUGCAUUUUUCUACACUGCCCUUUACACUAUGGCAAUUGGGGCAGGGGGAACAAAGCCUAACAUAUCAACCUUUGGUGCUGACCAGUUUGAUGACUUCAACCCCAAUGAGAAAGAGCUAAAGGCCUCAUUCUUCAACUGGUGGAUGUUCACCUCAUUCUUGGGUGCUUUGAUUGCCACAUUGGGACUGGUUUACAUUCAAGAGAACUUGGGGUGGGGACUUGGUUAUGGUAUCCCCACUGCUGGUCUCAUGCUGUCUUUGGUGAUAUUCUACAUAGGCACACCAAUAUAUCGCCACAAAGUAAGAACAAGCAAUUCUCCUGCUAGGGACCUAGUUCGUGUCCCCAUUGCAGCAUUCAGGAAUAGAAAACUCCAUCUCCCUGGUAACCCCUCGGAUCUCUAUGAGCACAACCUCCAACAUUAUGUUAACAGUGGGAAACGCCAAGUCUAUCACACACCAACCCUGAGGUUUUUGGACAAGGCUGCUAUCAAAGAAGACGGUGCUGAUCCCACCAGAGUACCAUUGACAGUAACCCAAGUGGAAGGAUCGAAACUUAUUUUUGGUAUGGCCCUUGUAUGGCUGGUGACGCUGAUUCCCAGCACUAUUUGGGCCCAAAUCAACACUCUUUUUGUGAAACAAGGAACCACUUUGGACAGAAACCUCGGAUACCAUUUCAAAAUUCCAUCAGCCUCCCUUGGAAGCUUUGUGACACUCUCCAUGCUUCUCUCAGUGCCAAUGUAUGACCGGUUUUUCGUGCCGUUUAUGCGCCAGAAAACUGGCCACCCUAGAGGAAUCACAUUGCUUCAAAGGCUUGGGAUUGGAUUUUCAAUCCAGAUCAUAGCCAUUGCGAUUGCUUAUGCAGUAGAGGUUAGAAGAAUGCAUGUCAUAAGAGAAAACCACGUGGCUAGUCCUAAAGAUAUAGUCCCCAUGAGUAUAUUUUGGCUGAUGCCUCAGUAUGUAUUAAUAGGGAUAGCAGAUGUGUUUAAUGCCAUUGGAUUGCUAGAAUUCUUCUAUGAUCAAUCCCCCGAAGACAUGCAGAGUCUUGGAACUACAUUCUUCACAAGUGGGAUCGGUGUUGGGAACUUCUUGAACAGCUUUUUGGUGACAAUGGUUGAUAAAAUAACAGGAAGAGGCGACAAAAAGAGCUGGAUAGGGGACAACUUGAAUGAUUGUCACUUGGACUACUAUUAUGGGUUCUUGUUGGUCAUGUCAAGUGUCAAUUUGGUGGUUUUUCUUUGGGUUUCAAGUAGAUAUAUUUAUAAGAGGGAAUCAAUAAGGGUCAAAGAGGGCCUUUGUGUUCAAAUGGAGGGGAACCCAACUUUGGACGCCUCUCUCAGCUUACAAGUGUGA
Messenger RNA from Sphenostylis stenocarpa, 1764 nucleotides. The record is from the annotation of a GenBank genome assembly. NCBI's taxonomy places the organism in Eukaryota, Viridiplantae, Streptophyta, Magnoliopsida, Fabales, Fabaceae.